Xiphophorus maculatus (southern platyfish) is the source of this 509-nucleotide messenger RNA. RefSeq names its product ELMO domain-containing protein C-like. The record is from RefSeq and is a predicted model, not a curated record. Bases 109 to 348 code for a protein of 79 amino acids. Lineage: Eukaryota; Metazoa; Chordata; Actinopteri; Cyprinodontiformes; Poeciliidae. The transcript is spliced from 4 exons.
CCCUGAUCCAGAUACUCUAUAUAAAUGGAGUCCAAACUUCAGCUCAACACAACCUUCCUGUCAAGUCAUUCAAAGCAGAGAAGACUCUAAGCUGAAAUCACUGCAGCCAUGCUGAAGGUAGCACUUAUUCUUGGAUGCCUCCUGAGCCUCAUUAUGGCUACACCAAUGGAGCACCAGCGAUUUGCUCGCUCUAACUCUGACUCAGACUCCAAUGAGGUCUCAACAAACAACUUGUCCACCCUGCUAUCCCUGCUUUUCAGGCUUCUUGCCACCACUACCACAACUACAACAACUACAACAACUACAAAAGCACCUACAACAACAACAGCAGCUGCUACUACUGCAUAAAAUGGAGUCUUGAACAUCAGAAAAUUUGUCAUGUGUUGAGAAAGUUGUCAUUGUUUUUCACUCUCAAUUUUCAAUGAUAUUGGAAAUCAGUUUCCAAGAUCGUUGGAAGUUUGAUCACGGAUCAAACUUGCUGUCAUGUUUGGUUUUGUGCUCAAUAAAGU